UUCAUUACAGAACUCUUCAGUAAGUCACAGGGACAGCAGCAAUAAGCAGUCAGUCCAAACAGUUUGGAUAGCACCUCCUGAAAGUGGAAAUAUUCAGUUCAGAGCAACUGUGUUUCAGGAUUUGGAUGAACAUGGAGUUAGUAUUAAAAGUCAGACUCUCCAAACUUUGACAAGAUCAACUAAGACUUUACAAUCAAUGAAUUCCAGUAACUGUGGUAAAAGCAAGUUUUGUUUCAGCAGUCCAGAUAAAUGUGAUCCCACAGACAUAGAUUGUUUGUUCAUGUCUUCUGAGUUGCUUAAUGAUGGAAGUUUCAGAUUUGAAAUGAGCGGCCUUUCUGAUGGUUAUAUUGCCAUUGGGUUUUCCAGUGAUACUUUAAUGGGCAAUGAUGAUGUUUAUAUCUGCUUGAUAAACAUGACUCAACAAGUAGAAGUUCAAUAUGCCUCAACGUCUGGCCGAUCACCUCCAACUAUUAAAGACCUGGGUAAAGUGAAGAAUAUAGAGACAUCUUACAACAAUGGUGUCAUCAAAUGCAGUUUUGUUACCAGUAAUCCCAUAACAGUUGAACAAAGUGAUUCUGACAGCCUUUAUUAUGUUUUUUUGGUUUUGGGACCAGUUCAGAAUGGACGCAUAAGGAAACAUACUAAGAUUCCUUUAAUAACGUCUCAGAAAGUAAAUAUCUCUGAACCAGGAAAUUCCUUCUCAUCAAUACCAACUCUAAUUAAGGUUCAUGGUUCUAUCAUGCUUGUUGCCUGGAUGACAGUAGGAACCACAGGCAUGGUCUUUGCCCAUUUCUGGAAAGGUGUUAUGAUAAAGCAAAUUCUUGGCAAAGAGCUCUGGUUUCAGGUACACAUAUCUCUGAUGACACUGACAGUGGUAUCCACAGUGAUAGCUUUUAUACAUGUCCAAGGAUGGAGUAGCAACUUGCCUCAUGCUAUUAUGGGUUGUGUUGUAAUACUUCUGGCUUUCCUUCAACAAAUAAUUGCUCUCUUUCGACCUUCACCUCAGCAUAAAAGGAGAAUUAUCUUUAAUGUUUCCCAUGCUCUAACAGGUUUUGUAUUAAGGAUUUUAUCAGAUGUUACUAUAUUACUAGGAUUGAAGUUUAUUGAUGCAUCUCCCAACAGAUGGAUGGAAAAAGUAAUGGGAGGAUUAGUUGGCUGGGGAAUAUUAAGAGAUGUGUUGUUCUAUGCAAAUGUUUAUUUUUGGAAGAAAGAUGGUUAUGAAAAUCCAAAAGGAAAGAUAAAAAAUGAAAAAAUUCUGGUAAUAAUUUAUCUGUGUGGAAACCUCAUAUUUGUAAUAACCCUGCUUGUUGGAAUUGGACAAUCCUAGAGAAAUUGAUCUUCACUCAAUGAAGAUUUUGAGAAUCACUGCCAUGUUGACUAAUUUUUGUACCUAGUAAAAACUAGAAAAAUAAAAAGUUUAAAUAGA
Molecule: messenger RNA, 1426 nt
Organism: Antechinus flavipes (yellow-footed antechinus)
Lineage: Eukaryota; Metazoa; Chordata; Mammalia; Dasyuromorphia; Dasyuridae
Product: putative ferric-chelate reductase 1
Exons: 13
Coding region: 197-1327 (376 amino acids)
Molecular function (GO): oxidoreductase activity, acting on metal ions
Source: RefSeq, a predicted model, not a curated record